AUGUCGGUCGUCGCGUACAUGGACUUCGUGGCUGCCCAGUGCCUGGUGUCCAUUUCUAACCGCUCGGCCAUGCCCGAGGCAGCACAGUUGAAAGGGCCAGGUGAGGAGCAGGUGGGGAAGGAUCUGUGCGACCCCCGUGACGCUUGGAAGGACUACUGCACCUUGGUGACCAUUGCCAAGAGCCUUCUGGAGCUGAACAAGUAUCGGGCCCUGCCCGUCCCUUCUGUGUGCAGCGGCAACAUGGAGAGCCCAGACGAGGACAUAGGCUCUGACAGUGACGUGACCACAGAGCCUGGGUUGAGCCCGGCACGCGACUCAGCACCAGGGCAGCGCAACACCGUGCCCCUCAAAGAGAAGUUAGUGUCUGAGAAGCGGCACAAGUGUCCCUACAGUGGCUGCAACAAGGUCUACGGGAAGUCCUCCCACUUGAAAGCACACUACCGAAUGCAUACAGGUGAGCGACCAUUCCCCUGUACGUGGCCCAGCUGCCUUAAAAAGUUCUGUCGCUCAGAUGAGCUUACCCAGCACUACCGAACCCACACAGGUGAAAAACAGUUUCCAUGCCCCCUCUGUAAGAAGCGGUUCAUGCGGAGCGACCACCUGACAAAGCAUGCCCGGCGCCACACCGAGUUUCACCCCAGCAUGAUCAAGAGAUCCAAAAAGUCCAGCUCCUUGUGA
Molecule: messenger RNA, 678 nt
Organism: Corvus hawaiiensis (hawaiian crow)
Lineage: Eukaryota; Metazoa; Chordata; Aves; Passeriformes; Corvidae
Product: Krueppel-like factor 9
Exons: 2
Coding region: 1-678 (225 amino acids)
Biological process (GO): regulation of transcription by RNA polymerase II
Molecular function (GO): DNA-binding transcription factor activity, RNA polymerase II-specific; RNA polymerase II cis-regulatory region sequence-specific DNA binding
Source: RefSeq, a predicted model, not a curated record